UACAUCCUCAUGGUGCGUAUCGCUUGUAACGACGCGUUCUCGGCAAUUAAGGAAGAUUAAUUGUUCCCGAACAUAAGUAGCUGCUGCGGCUGUAUACCUUACCCGGUUGACCCUGCCGUCGUCUCCUAGACAACGAAGGAUAUCUUGUUAACUCGAUAAUUCACGACUCGAACUCCUGCGAGUUAUAAAAACUCGAAUGUAGUCAGUUCUCUGUGUCGAAGUUAUGUCGGACCCCCUGGUACAAUCGGCGAAAGAAAGCAGGCUCAAUGCUCUCAACAAAAAGAUUAUCGAGAUCAAGAAGAAGAUUCAACUGUCCGAGGGGCAGAGGAAGGCCUGCUUCGAGGAGUGCGAUGCCCAGAAGAAGGAGAACGCCGACAAGGUCUGCAGGCUCAAGAAAGAAGUCAAAGAGCUUCAACUGACCUUUGCCAAAGCUAAAAAUCAUCAAAAUGCGGCAGACAGCGAACUCUUGAGAGGUCAGGAGGUAUUGAGUUCCGUGAAGCGAAAGAAUUUGGAAGAUUCCAUAUCAGGACUGGACGAAGAUAUAAUCCGGCUUCGCAAGAAGCUGGAUUUGGUCCGCUACGAAAGCGACAAGCAACAAAAAAAGUUGACCGGUCUUCUUCAGGAUUACGAGGAGCUCAUGAGUGGAGACGUUCAAAAAAUGUCGGAGAAAAAAUUGGAGAACCCGCUGAAAAAGAAAAUCAUAAAGCUAGAGAAUCAACUCCAGAGGAUUCACGUAAUGCAAAUGGAAGCAGACACGGUAAGGAAGAAAUAUCGUGGUGUGCGAUCCAGUUUGAAAGCUGACGCUGCUCUUUACGCAUCGUCUUUAAGAACCUUGGAAGAUAAUAUUCAGGAACAAAAAAUGGAAAUUAAUCGACUACAGGACGUGAAAAAGGAAGCAAUCCAUCUGCGUGAUAUUACCAAAGGUACACUGAUGAAGCAGGAAGUAGAAGCGAUGAACACUUCGAAGCAGCGUGAUGGAGUCAUCCUAGAUUACAGGCAGAGGGUGGAAGAUCGAAAAUUGGAAUUGGAACGACUGGAAAGAAUGAUUUUUCCCACAUGUCGUCCAAUUCGACGGGAUGAAGGAGAAUCCGAUGAACAGACGACCACGAGUCCAUCGGCUUCUAAGGAAGGUACGCAGCACCUAGAGGAGGCUUUCGCGAAGCUUCGAGAGGCCACGGGGGUUUCGAGAACGGAAGAUGUCCUCAACAGAUUUCUAGCUCAGAAAGCGACGAAGGAUAAACUCCAGAAAAUGCGGAUGGCCACGGAAAACGAAAAGAUAAAUUUGGAAAAAACAAGACAACAACUUAUGGCGGCAAUCGAGAUGCAGAAGUUUUCAGAAACCAAGGAAUCCGAGCAGAAUGCCGAGGAGUUGGAUAACCUGAAUCGACAAAUUUUGGAACAGAUUCAACGCGAAGAAAAAGCUUUGGCCGAUAACAAACGAGUGAAGGAACUUCUUACAGAAGUAAACGCUACAUUAUGGCACUUUUGCGACAGAUUAAGGGAUAUCAGCGAUACGCCGAUACCAGAGAAAGUCGGGAACGUCGAGGAGAUUUUCAAGUUGCUCGAAGUUCUGCAGGAAAAGGUGGGGGCGACUAUAGAGCUGGCAGGAUCAGUGGAAAAAGACGAUGCGGAGAUCACAGAGGAUUCUAUAACUGCUGAAAAGUUGGAAACAACCUCUACAACCGAACCAUCGGCAGUUAGAAAAAUAAAGGACACAGAUGACCGUCCAUUUUUCCCAACAUUCCCUUCGGCCCCGACACCGGCGGCACCAGCUCCGCCUUCCGAAGAUGAAGAAGAGGUGCCGACGCGAAGUAUCUUGAAGCGACAGGCUCAAUUAUUGGUUGAUACGAAAAGCCGACGAAAAGGAUUCAAUUUCAGGAGAUAGAAGGUGGAAAUUCUAACGAGGGAUAUAUGUACCUUUCAUAAAUGCUAGUUACACGAUAAUUAGAGUAGACGAAGAUUCAUUCCAAAUCUCGAUGUUAUAUUUU
Athalia rosae (coleseed sawfly) is the source of this 1988-nucleotide messenger RNA. It is a transcript of the gene CCDC151, whose product is annotated as outer dynein arm-docking complex subunit 3. Bases 224 to 1885 code for a protein of 553 amino acids. The transcript is spliced from 10 exons. Gene Ontology annotation, biological process: outer dynein arm assembly; cilium movement. NCBI's taxonomy places the organism in Eukaryota, Metazoa, Arthropoda, Insecta, Hymenoptera, Athaliidae. Gene Ontology annotation, cellular component: cilium. The record is from RefSeq and is a predicted model, not a curated record.